CGGCGGUUUCUCGGCGGCCUCGCGCUGCUCCGUGAGCGGCGGGUGGCGGGCAGGCCCGGGCCUUGACUCUCGACGCUCCCCCUCCCCCACCUCGGCGCGAUUUCUGAAGUGAAGACUCAUUCUGAAGAUGUUUAAUAAAGCAUUCGGAACACCCUUUGGGGGUGGCACAGGUGGAUUUGGCACAACUUCAACAUUUGGGCAGAAUACUGGCUUUGGCACUACUAGUGGAGGUGCCUUUGGAACAUCUGCGUUUGGUUCAAGCAACAAUACUGGAGGCCUAUUCGGUAGCUCACAGACCAAACCAGGAGGAUUAUUUGGUACCAAUUCAUUUAGCCAACCAGCUACCUCCACAAGCACCGGCUUUGGGUUUGGAGCAUCAACAGGAACGUCAAGUAGCUUGUUUGGAACUGCAAAUACAGGGACCAGUCUUUUCUCAUCCCAGAACAAUGCCUUUGCACAAAACAAACCAACUGGCUUUGGGAAUUUUGGAACAAGUACAAGCAGUGGGGGACUUUUUGGAACUACAAAUACCACCUCUAAUCCAUUUGGUAGCACAUCUGGCUCUCUUUUUGGACCAAGUAGUUUCACUGCUGCUCCCACUGGGACUACCAUUAAAUUUAAUCCUCUUACUGGUACAGAUACUAUGGUCAAAGCUGGAGUUAGCACCAAUAUCAGUACCAAGCACCAGUGUAUUACUGCUAUGAAAGAAUAUGAAAGCAAGUCUCUAGAGGAACUUCGUUUAGAGGACUAUCAGGCUAAUCGGAAAGGCCCACAGAACCAGGUGGGAGCAGGUACCGCAACUGGCUUGUUUGGGUCUUCUCCAGCCACUUCAAGUGCUACGGGACUCUUCAGCUCCUCCACCACUAAUUCAGCCUUUUCUUAUGGCCAAAACAAAACUGCCUUUGGAACCAGUACAACUGGAUUUGGAACAAAUCCAGGUGGUCUCUUUGGCCAACCAAAUCAGCAGACUACCAGCCUCUUUAGCAAACCAUUUGGUCAAGCCACAACCACUCAAACCACUGGUUUUUCCUUUGGUAAUACCAGCACCUUAGGACAGCCAAGUACCAACACCAUGGGCUUAUUUGGAGUAACCCAGGCCUCACAGCCUGGAGGUCUUUUUGGAACGGCUACAAACACCAGCACUGGAACAGCAUUUGGGACAGGAACAGGGCUCUUUGGGCAGACCAGUACUGGAUUUGGUGCUGUUGGUUCGACCCUGUUUGGCAAUAACAAGCUUACCACAUUUGGAACCAGCACAACCAGUGCUCCUUCAUUUGGUACAAACAGUGGCGGGCUCUUUGGUAACAAACCAACUCUGACUUUAGGAACCAAUACAAACACUUCUACUUUUGGUUUUGGCACAAAUACCAGUGGGAAUAGUAUCUUUGGAAGUAAACCAGCAGCUGGAACUCUGGGAGCUGGACUUGGCACAGGAUUUGGAACAGCUCUUGGUGCUGGACAGGCAUCUUUGUUUGGAAACAACCAACCUAAGAUUGGAGGGCCUCUUGGUACAGGAGGCUUUGGGGCCCCUGGAUUUAAUACUACGACAGCCACUUUGGGCUUUGGAGCCCCCCAGGCCCCUGUAGCUUUGACAGAUCCAAAUGCUGCUGCUGCCCAGCAGGCCGUUCUCCAACAGCACCUCAAUAGUCUCACAUACUCACCCUUCGGAGACUCCCCGCUCUUCCGGAAUCCUAUGUCAGACCCUAAGAAGAAAGAAGAGAGAUUGAAACCAACUAAUCCAGCAGCCCAGAAAGCUCUUACCACACCUACUCAUUAUAAAUUGACACCUCGUCCUGCCACCAGAGUUCGGCCAAAAGCCCUGCAGACAACAGGCACCGCCAAGUCACAGCUCUUUGAUGGGCUGGAUGACGAUGAACCGUCUCUUGCCAAUGGAGCAUUCAUGCCCAAGAAAAGCAUUAAGAAACUGGUUUUAAAGAACCUUAACAAUAGCAACCUCUUUUCUCCUGUGAAUCGUGAUUCAGAAGAUCUUGCUUCACCAUCUGAAUAUCCAGAAAAUGGAGAAAGAUUUAGUUUCCUGAGCAAGCCUGUUGAUGAGAACCAUCAGGAUGGUGAUGAUGACUCUCUUGUAUCCCGUUUUUAUACCAAUCCCAUUGCAAAACCAAUUCCUCAAACCCCAGAGAGUGCUGGCAAUAAGCACAACAACAGUAACAGUGUGGAUGACACAAUCGUUGCGUUAAACAUGCGUGUUGCUCUAAGAAAUGGACUGGAAGGAAGCAGUGAAGAAACUUCUUUCCAUGAUGAGUCAUUACAGGAUGAUCGAGAGGAUGUAGAAAAUAACGCGUACCAUGUGCACCCAGCAGGAAUUAUUCUCACUAAAGUUGGUUACUAUACUAUUCCAUCCUUGGAUGACCUUGCUAAAAUUACCAAUGAAAAAGGAGAGUGUAUUGUCUCUGACUUCACUAUUGGUCGUAAAGGUUAUGGUUCAAUCUACUUUGAAGGAGAUGUGAAUUUGACGAAUCUAAAUUUAGAUGAUAUCGUGCAUAUCCGAAGAAAAGAAGUCAUUGUCUACAUUGAUGAUAACCAAAAACCCCCUGUGGGAGAAGGACUAAAUAGGAAGGCGGAAGUGACAUUGGAUGGGGUUUGGCCAACAGAUAAAACUUCCCGUUGUUUGAUAAAGAGCCCAGACCGUCUUGCUGAUAUCAACUACGAGGGGAGAUUGGAAGCAGUGUCAAGAAAACAGGGAGCCCAGUUCAAAGAGUACCGGCCUGAAACUGGUUCUUGGGUGUUUAAGGUCUCUCAUUUUUCUAAGUAUGGCCUUCAGGAUUCCGAUGAAGAGGAAGAGGAGCGUCCAUCUAAAACUAGCACAAAGAAGCUGAAGACUGCCCCUUUGCCCCCUGCUGGCCACACUACCCCCUUUCAGGCCGCUCUUAAUGGCAAACCUGCACCUCCACCUCAGAGUCAGAGCCCAGAGGUGGAACAGUUAGGGAGGGUUGUGGAACUGGACAGUGACAUGAUAGAUAUCACCCAGGAGCCAGUUUUGGAUUCCAUGCUAGAAGAGAGCGUGGCUGAAGAUCAGGAACCUGUGUCUGCUUCCACGCACAUUGCUUCUUCACUGGGAAUUAAUCCACAUGUUUUACAGAUCAUGAAAGCAUCAUUGCUUACUGAAGAAGAAGAUGUAGAUAUGAUGCUGGAUCAACGCUUCAGUCACCUUCCUUCCAAAGCAGAUACUUCUCAAGAAAUCUGUUCUCCCAGACUCCCCAUUUCAGCGUCCCACUCAUCAAAAUCGCGUUCGCUAGUUGGUGGAUUACUACAAUCAAAAUUUACAAGUGGAACUUUCCUUUCACCAAGUGCCUCUGUGCAAGAGUUUCAUACUCCCAGAGCGUCAUCUUUAAUGAGUGUCCCAGCCACAUCAACUUGGACCUUGCCUCCACCCCUGACUGCUGUGUUUACAGUGCCCAGCCCAGCCCCCGAGAUUCAGUUGAAAACAGUCGGUACACGCAGGCAACCAGGCCUAGUCCCUCUUAAAAAGUCUAUCACCUAUGGCAAGGGGAAACUCUUGAUGGACAUGGCUCUAUUUAUGGGACGCUCAUUUCGAAUUGGUUGGGGACCCAACUGGACUCUUGCUAAUAGUGGGGAGCAGCUGAGUGGCUCUCAAGAACUAGAAAAUCAUCGUGUUUCUGAUUCUAUGGAAUAUGGAUUUCUACCUAAUCCAGUGGUUGUUAAAUCCCUCACUGAGUCCCCAUUCAAAGUUCGUUUGGAAAAACUCAGUUUAAGAAAAAAGAAGCUGGAUGAAGAAGACCUGCAACUGUACCAGACACCUCUGGAACUCAAAUUAAAACAUAGUACUGUCAAUGUGGAUGAGCUGUGUCCUCUCUUUGUCCCCAGUCCUGGAGUUGAUAUCAUUCAUGACUAUGCAAAUUGGGUUAAGGAUGCGUCCAGAGACCUAAUGGAAUCACAGAUUGUGAAGCACUGGAGCCUCACAUGGACAUUAUGUGAAGCCCUUUGGGGACAUCUGAAGGAACUUGACGGCCAGCUGGAUGAGCCCAGUGAAUACAUUCAAAUUCUGGAGCGACGAAGAGCUUUCUCUCGCUGGUUGUCCCACACUGCUGCUCCUCAGAUUGAAGAGGAAGUCUCCUUAACUCAGAAAGACAACCCUGUGGAGGCUGUCUUUAGCUACCUCACAGGCAACAGAAUCGGAGAGGCCUGUUCCCUAGCCCAGCAGUCAGGUGACCAUCGCCUUGCCCUUCUUUUGUCUCAGUUGGUGGGCAGCCAGUCUGUCCGGGAGCUGCUCACCAUGCAACUCGUGGAUUGGCACCAACUCCAAGCUGACUGCUUCAUCCAGGAUGAGAGGCUGCGCAUAUUUGCCCUGUUAGCUGGAAAACCGGUGUGGCAGCUCUCAGAACAGAAACAAAUCAAUGUGUGCUCCCAACUGGAUUGGAAACGCUCCCUAGCCGUGCAUCUGUGGUAUUUGCUUCCACCAACAGCCUCCAUUUCCAGGGCUCUUGGCAUGUACGAAGAAGCAUUUCAGAAUACUUCCGAGGGUGACGGAUAUGCCUGCUGCCCACUUCCCUCCUACCUGGAGGGCUCUGGCUGUGUGGUAGAGGAGGAGGAGCGCGACUCACACAGACCACUUCAAGAUGUCUGCUUUCACCUUCUAAAGCUGUAUAGUGACAGGCAUUAUGACCUCAACCAGCUAUUGGAGCCUCGAAGCAUAACAGCCGAUCCUUUGGACUACCGCCUAAGCUGGCAUCUGUGGGAGGUGCUGCGGGCACUUAAUUAUACCCAUCUCUCCAAGCAGUGUGAGGGUGUGCUACAGGUCAGUUAUGCAGGCCAACUGGAAAGCGAAGGGCUCUGGGAGUGGGCCAUCUUUGUCCUCCUGCACAUUGAGAACUCAAGCAUGCGCGAGAAGGCUGUCCGAGAGCUGCUCACCCGGCAUUGCCAACUGGUGGAAACGCCUGAAUCUUGGGCUAAGGAGUCUUUCCUUACCCAGAAGCUUUGUGUGCCUGCUGAGUGGAUUCAUGAGGCCAAAGCAGUGAGAGCGCACAUGGAAUCUGACAAGCACUUGGAGGCCCUCUACUUAUUUAAAGCUGGUCACUGGAACCGUUGCCACAAAAUUGUCGUCAGACACUUAGCUUCUGAUGCUAUCAUUAAUGAAAACUAUGACUACCUGAAGGGGUUCUUGGAAGAUCUGGCACCUCCAGAACGCAGCAGCCUAAUUCAGGACUGGGAAACAUCCGGGCUUGUUUACUUGGAUUAUAUUCAGGUCAUUGAAAUGCUCCACCGUAUACAGCAGGUGGAUUUCUCGGGUUAUGAGCUGGAACAAUUACACACCAAAGUGACUUCGCUCUGCAACCGGAUAGAGCAAAUCCAGUGUUACAAUGCCAAGGAUCGCCUUGCUCAGUCAGAUAUGGCCAAAUGUGUCGCCAACUUAUUGCGGGUGGUACUGAGCUUGCAGCAUGCCCCUGAUGCCACUUCCGACUCAACGCCAGACCCUCAGCGAGUUCCUUUGCGUCUUUUGGCUCCCCACAUCGGCCGCCUGCCCAUGCCUGAGGACUAUGCCUUGGAGGAACUGCGCAGCCUCACACAGUCCUAUCUGCGAGAACUGACUGUUGGGAGCCAGUGAGACCUGGGAUCCUCCCACGGCCCUCAUGGGGUCAUUCAGGCUCACCAGACGUCCCCAACACUGUUCUGAUGGGCAACAUUUGCCAUUCUCCAGGGUGACUGCAGAACCGCCCUCCCUCCUUGCUGCCCCAUGGCAGCAUUCUUCAGUUUUUCAGGGCUUUUCUUAAUACCGAACGUACAUAAGGGCUUCUGGAACCCAGAAAAAGGAGGCAAGCCUCCUUUUACCAUUCUUUAAGACCAUACAACUGGUUUUUCUUUUUGAAAAUGGUCAAUAAAGCUCCUCUGGCAGAAUCCCUCCCAAAAACAAACACGGAAUCGUUUUCCACCUCUAGCAUUCUGAAUUGUGAUUCUCCAUGCUGACCUGCCACCUGCUCCUGCCCCAACCUAUUUAUACCAGAACUCUUCACAAGUGACAAGCAAUGAGACAGCUGUGUUGAUCCGGACUACCCUUCCUCGAUAGGGGAACUAUCCACAAUGAAUCUGUCUCAGAUAGAUGGGUCAGUUAACACUGCCAUUUAGGAUCAAGAAGGUUGAACAGAGGAAACAAGGGUCUCUUCAACACUUACACAGUAGAAGUGACUGCCCACCAUGGAUAGAUGAUCUUUGAGGCUUGUUUUGUUCUUGCCUCGGAUGUCCAUGAACACCGUACUUUGCCUACAGCCGUGAGCAAAAGUCCUUGUUCACAUUGCACAUGUCAGUGAGAAGCUUUCAGAACUCGGUUUGGACCCUUGGCGUCAGUCAUCUUGGUGGGACUCCUGUCUGGAUUCGCCUGAAGAUAAAAC
Messenger RNA from Ochotona curzoniae (black-lipped pika), 6365 nucleotides. It is a transcript of the gene NUP98, whose product is annotated as nucleoporin 98 and 96 precursor. The record is from RefSeq and is a predicted model, not a curated record. The coding region runs from base 128 to 5584 and encodes 1818 amino acids. Lineage: Eukaryota; Metazoa; Chordata; Mammalia; Lagomorpha; Ochotonidae. Gene Ontology annotation, cellular component: nuclear pore cytoplasmic filaments; nuclear pore. Gene Ontology annotation, biological process: post-transcriptional tethering of RNA polymerase II gene DNA at nuclear periphery; RNA export from nucleus; protein import into nucleus. The transcript has 33 exons. Gene Ontology annotation, molecular function: structural constituent of nuclear pore.